AAACACCAUCUAAUAUUAAGAGAGUGAAGAUUUGGCACCGAAAGUCAGAAGCAAAGAUCGAAUUCGGUACGCGGGUUCGCGGCACAAGCAGACGAUACAAUAGAAAUGGAUGGAGUAGUUUUACCUAGAAACAUUUCCGAUAUCAAAAGUGACAUUCCUGAAUUAAAGGGUGAUAACUAUAAGGUGUGGAGAGACAGAGUGCUUCUGCAGUUAGGAUGGAUGGAUAUUGACUAUGCUAUUCGGAAAGACGAACCAACUGCAGAUGAGGUUGAUCUUUAUGAAAAGUGGGAGAGGUCUACCCGCCUUUCCGUUAUGUUCAUAAAGACCAAGAUCAGUGCUAGUAUUCGGGGUUCUGUCGAUCAGCAUACCAAUGUCAAAGGUCUUCUGAAAGCCAUCGAUGAGCAGUUUGUGUCUUCUGACAAGGAUCUUGCUAGCACCUUAAUUAUGCAGUUUUCAUCCAUAAGGCUUACCGAGAUUAAGGGAGUGCGUGAUCAUAUCAUGCACAUGAGGGACAUUGCAGCUCAGCUUAAAGAUUUAGAAGUUACCAUAUUUGACUCUUUCCUUGUGCAUUACAUUUUGUGCACUCUUCCACAUAAAUAUGUCCCUUUUAAGGUCUCUUACAACACACAUAAGGAAAAAUGGUCAAUUAAUGAUCUUAUGACCAUGUGUGUUCAAGAGGAGGGAAGACUGGUGAUGGAGGAGGGUGAAAAGGUGAACCUUACUACUUCUGUAAAGAAGAAGGAUCACGCUAAGGACAAGGGAAAGGGGAAGAUUCCUGCAACUCAAGCCAUUAAGAAGGAGUCUUCGUGUUUCUUCUGUAAGAAGAAGGGACACAUGAAGAAAGACAGUGUGAAGUUCAAGGCUUGGCUCAAGAAGAAAGGGUAUGACAAACCUAAGGAAACCAGUGGGCAGUGAAUAUCACAUCUAUUCAGGAAAUCAGAUGAGUUCACAUGUAGAAGCCGUUGGGACAUGCAACUUAACUUUAAGUAGUGGUUUUAUUUUGCAUUUAGAAAGGACAUUUUAUGUUCCAAAUUUCUCUAGAAAUUUGAUUUCAGUUUCAAGACUUGUACCUUUGGGAUUUUCCUUUAAUUUUUCAGAUUCUGGUUUUAGUUUAAUUCAAAAUUCUGGAAUUAUUGG
Molecule: messenger RNA, 1137 nt
Organism: Spinacia oleracea (spinach)
Lineage: Eukaryota; Viridiplantae; Streptophyta; Magnoliopsida; Caryophyllales; Amaranthaceae
Exons: 3
Coding region: 106-915 (269 amino acids)
Source: RefSeq, a predicted model, not a curated record